Messenger RNA from Volvox carteri f. nagariensis, 387 nucleotides. RefSeq lists its product as uncharacterized. NCBI's taxonomy places the organism in Eukaryota, Viridiplantae, Chlorophyta, Chlorophyceae, Chlamydomonadales, Volvocaceae. The record is from RefSeq and is a predicted model, not a curated record. Bases 1 to 387 code for a protein of 128 amino acids. The transcript has 3 exons.
AUGAGCACUGGAAGUGGGUCGCAGAGACACAUUAACCCUGACUAUGAUGGACGGGGCCGCGGCGGCGGUUGCAACGUGCUACCCAGGUGGGGCGAGGCGCGCUCCUCCGCGGCACUUCCCAAAGCCCCAGCAGAGCACUCUCCGGAUGGGUACGAGCCCGGACCGCCCGGACCGAGUGGAGCUGCAACAUCCCGCCUGCCAAGACACGCGGUCAUGUGCCAUGGCGGUUCGGGUAGCAGACCCAGACCCCUCCCCUUGCUUGUCGGCCAGAGGAACAUCAUGCGGCCAGACGGGCGCACGGGUCGGCCGUCACUCACGUCCUCCGCAUCCGCCUCCGAGCUCAUCACAACGAACGCAAAGCCCCUUGACUCCCCCGACAUGGGGUGA